AUGACAAAAGGAACACCAUCAUUUGGUAAAAGAGUUAAAAGAAAUCACCUGUUAUGUCCUAGAUGUGGAAGUAUGUCAUAUCAUAAACAAAAAAUGAAAUGUUCAUCAUGUGCAUUCCCAGAAGCUAAACGUAGAUCACCUGCUUCAUUAAAAGCUUCUAGAAGAAGACAAGGUAAAAAGACUUAUAUUAAGAAAGAAAUUAAGAAGAGUCACACUGGUUACUUACAACACCCAAUUUUGAUGAAGUUUCACGCUGAAAGAAGUUAUCAAUAA
Hepatospora eriocheir is the source of this 273-nucleotide messenger RNA. The record is from the annotation of a GenBank genome assembly. NCBI's taxonomy places the organism in Eukaryota, Fungi, Microsporidia, Hepatosporidae.